Punica granatum (pomegranate) is the source of this 3568-nucleotide messenger RNA. The record is from RefSeq and is a predicted model, not a curated record. NCBI's taxonomy places the organism in Eukaryota, Viridiplantae, Streptophyta, Magnoliopsida, Myrtales, Lythraceae.
CUUCUUCUUUCCCAGCUUUUUACCUGAGGAAUGAACUCCGAAGUCUGUCUCUCUUCCAACUAAGUCGUUCUCUGCUCCUCACUGAACCCCUCAUUCUCUCGCCGGAGCAGCUCCUACCUGUACCUGGCGAAGCCACUGGAAAAAAAAAGGAAAAAUGGGGUUGUAUUUUGUUAGUGAUCGAGCUCGAGACUAGUUGCCUCUUCUUCUGCGGCCUUCAGGUCUUCCAUUAUUUCCUCUCUUUAUGGGGUAGAAGAUUUUGGUGUUCUUUGAGUAUUUAGUGAAGUGUUCACUCUAUUUCGGACAUUUUAGAGCUUGAGCUCAAUGUGCUAUGGAAAAGGCUUUAAUCUUUGUCAGCGAAAGAGGGGCAAAUGUUCCCGAGUUUAAGCUGAAUGUAUGGGCGGGUUUUGUCUGUUUUGCAGUUCUUGGGCUAAAUUUUGAUUAGUGGGAAGUGGUUAGAGCAUAUUUCAAGAUUUGCAGCGACACCCUCCUUUGAAUCUGUUUGUUAUAUGGCCUCGCAGAUCUUUGUUCAGAUUCCCUUUAAGCGCCCUUUGGAUGAUAGCAUUGCUAAAGCUAUACUUUAUGACCGGACUUUGUGGUCUACUGAAUCAGAAAGAUCCUCAAAUUCUUUUCGGGUUUUUCUGAUUUUGUGUCUUCGUUUUGGGUAAGCUUGCCUUUGAAGUUACUGUUUGAUUGUAUGACUAAAGUGAGUUCUACUUGUCGCGGAAUCAGCUAACUGCUGCAACAUAUCAGAAAGGUUCACUCGUUUUUGGGAAUGUUUAGCUACGGUGAUGACAGUUUAUAUAUUAUGUCCGGUUGUGAGUUGCUGUUUUGGAUAAAGCAUUAAGGUAGAUUUUUUUUUUCUGCCGCCCAAUUUUUUAUGUGAGCUUUGUCUCAGUUAGUUGGAGUCCUGGUUGGGUUUUGAACGAGAAGAUGAAAACGAAUGCUGCUAGGAAGCCCCUGAAGAGCGGCGAAAUUUAUAUGCCAGAGAAGAGAACCACAAAUGGGGCUGAUGAAGUAGUUCAGACAAUAUCAAGUGAGGGAACCAAGAGCAGAAACUUGAAGGAUUCGUCUUCAACUGAGCCAAACAAGCUGGCCCUGAUGAGUAGUCCAUCUCCUGAAGCUGAAAGGUACAGCACGAGCCCAAGUAAGCCCCCAAAACCUCUCACCACUAAUGAAACUAUACUCCGAAAGAGAUCACUUAUGAAACAAAAGUCGAGGUUUGGAGAGCAACCUUUCCCUGUUGAUUCGAGCAUGUUAGACGAGGAGGCUAUUGCCUCGGUCUUGCAAGACCAGGGCUCACCUUAUAACAGGAGCCCGGCCAAUUGGGGGGCUACUCCCAGAGCUGUCCCUGUCACCCCCAGAACACCCCUGAUGGCAUCCCCCGGGCCUGUGGGAGGGGAUGACGAUGACGAUGAGAUCUACAAGAAGGUCACCCUCGAGUUGAGCCGAGCGAAGCACAAGAGAGUGAAGAUGAAGGCCCUGGUCGGGUGGAUCGCUUUUGCUUUCAUACUUGUGUGCUUGAUUUGUAGCUUAAUGGUCGAAAAGUUGCAAGAUGUUGUGAUUUGGAGCUUGGAGCUGUGGAAAUGGUGGUUGCUCGUGAUGGUCAUCUUCUCAGGUUUAUUGGUCACGAAUUGGAUCAUGCAUCUGAUUGUUUUCUUGAUUGAGAGGAACUUCUUGCUGAGGAAGAAGGUGCUUUACUUUGUGCAUGGGUUAAAGAAAAGCGUGCAGGUCUUUGUAUGGUUGGCGCUGGUUCUCCUCACAUGGAUCCUACUGUUCAAGCGCGGGAUCAAGCGGUCGGAAUUAUCACAGAAGAUCCUGUACUAUGUGACAUGGACUCUGGUUUCGGUCCUCAUUGGGUCAUUCCUUUGGUUUUUGAAGACCCUUUUCCUCAAGAUCUUGGCUUCAAACUUCCAUGUGACGACAUUCUUUGUCCGGAUUCAGGAAUCAAUCUUCCACCACUACGUUCUACAAACUCUCUCGGGCCCACCGCUCAUAGAGGACGCUCAGAGGGUUGGCAGGGCGCUGAGCGCAGGCCAGUUUAGCUUUCAAACUGUAAAAAAAGGGAAGGCGGGAAAGGAGAAAAAGGUGAUCGAUAUGGGGAAGAUACACAAGAUGAAGCGGGAUAAGGUCUCAGCCUGGACAAUGAAGAUGCUAGUUGAUGCAAUGAUGAACUCGGGGCUCUCAACAAUUUCGAACACACUUGACGAAAGUGUGAAUGACGGAGGAGGCGAACAGCCCAACAAACCAAUAACCAAUGACAUGGAGGCGAUGGCAGCUGCUUACCAUAUAUUCAGAAAUGUAGCUCAGCCAGGGUGCAAGUACUUUGACGAGGAUGAUCUAUUCAGGUUCAUGAUAAAAGAGGAGGUCAAUCUCUUCUUCCCACUCUUUGAAGGGUGGGAGACGGGUCGAAUUGACCUAAAAUCCCUGAGAAACUGGGUGAUCAAAGUCUUUCAAGGCCGUCGGGCGCUAGCACAUGCCCUGACUGACACGAAGACGGCUGUGAAGCAACUUAACAAGCUCGUGAUAGUAAUCUUGAUUGUAGUCACCAUCAUUGUGUGGCUCCUCCUGACUGAGAUAGCCACAACCAAGGUCCUUGUCCUGCUCUCGUCUCAGCUUGUCGUGGUGGCCUUUAUCUUUGGGAACACAUGCAAGACAAUCUUUGAGGCCAUCAUCUUUGUCUUUGUCAUGCACCCAUUUGACGUCGGGGACCGAUGCGUGGUUGAUGGCGUUCCGCUGCUGGUGGAGGAGAUGAACAUCUUAUCCACGGUCUUCCUGAAGCUUGACUCCGAGAAGGUAUAUUAUCCAAACUCUGUUUUGGCGACAAAACCGAUUGGCAAUUACCAUAGGAGCCCGGACAUGGGUGAUAAAGUCGAAUUCUCGAUCGAUUUCAUGACCUCUUUGGAGAGAAUCGGAGCAAUGAAAGAGCGGAUUAAGAAAUACUUGGAUGAGAAUCCAGCGCACUGGCAUGAGAACUAUGCCGUUGUGGUGAGCGAGAUUGAGGAUGUGAACAAGAUCAAGAUCUCACUGAUUGUGAACCACAAGAUGAACUUCCAAGAUUACGGGGAGAAGACCAAGCGGAAGACUGAGCUAGUACUCGAGCUGAAGAGGAUCUUCGAGGAUCUGAACAUCAAGUACAACCUCAUUCCCCAGGAGGUCCACCUGUGUCAAAGGGAUACAGAAACCAGGUGUUUGGCCAUAUAGAAUUGUUGAAGAGGUUGAUGCAGCUCCAUCGGUUCGUGGUUUUUUGACUUCUCUACGAUCUGCUAGAAGUAUGCAUUUUUGCUAUCACUGAGGUUGCUCUUCGCAAUCAAAGCAUAGCUUAGAAGCAUUAUUAGGCUGUCAAACGAUAAAAUGUUUGGCCACGAGCUUUCUUCCUGGGAGAGGAUUUUUCUAUCGAGUGUGUGUUUUUAGUGCCUGAAAAUCAUCGGAUGUUGAGAUUUCCUCUAUUAAACUUCUGUUGCGCAUAAUCUAUAAGCUGUAAGUUGACCGCAAGAAAAUGCUUCUUUGCAUUUUGACUUGGUAAUAUUCGUGUAAUAUAUCGGUUAUGUUGGCUAAGCUUUUACUUGGA